AAUUUAAAGCAAGCACGACAGCCUGUUCACAACUUUCUCUCUCUAAACUACAUAUAUAUACCCUUUUUUGAGCGCAUUAUUUGCACCAAAAAUACACCAUUACCGAAUCUUGAUCUUCUUCGGGCUGUCGAUUGGGUGUCCUAAAUGCAUUUCGGUUGCAUGAAAAACCCUUUUUCCAGUUUUCCUUUUCUUUCAUAAUCGAAAUUCUUGCUCUUGCCUUCAAACCUCAUUAUUCCCUUGAGUUUCCCUACCUCAAAGGACCUUCUUUUCUUUUCUUUCCACCUCUUGAAUGUCAAUUAUUAUUCCUCCCCUACAUUUUUGCGCCUUUUAAAACAUCCAUUUUCUUCAACCUUUCUUUCUUCAAUCGCAUCGCAUUCGACAAAAUGUUUGACGCCCUGUUGAAAAGCAAGUUUUUUUCCAAAUGCAAGUCGGAUAUUAAGCUGACGCGGACACGAAUCGAGAUUAUAACGAAAAAGAGAAAUGCAACACAGAAAUAUCUGAGGAAUGAUGUUGCUGAUCUGCUUAGAAAUGGACUGGAUACUGACGCCUUUGCCAGGGCUGAAGGGCUUCUUGCUGAGAUGAUCAGGUCUCAAUGUUACGAGCUAAUCGACGAGUACUGUGAACAUAUCUUGAAGAAUCUUUCUGCCAUGAACAAACAGAGGGAAUGCCCUGAAGAGUGCAGAGAAGCUGCUGCAUCGUUGAUGUUUGCAGCCGCGAGAUUUGCUGAUCUGCCAGAGCUGCGGGAGCUGAGAACCGUGUUUUCUGAGAGAUAUGGGAAAUCCUUGGAUUAUUACGUCAACAAACAGUUCACUGAGAAGUUGAAGGCCAAUCCUCCUUCGAAAGAUAUGAAGCUUCAGCUGUUGCAAGAAAUAGCCGCAGAAUCUGGCUUAGAGUGGGAUGCAAAAGCUCUGGAAAACAAGCUUUUCAAUGAGUCUGCAUUUGCUAAGAGUCGUGUGGACGGAUCUGCUCAAAAGGAUGCGGCCGGAUAUGAAUUUGGCCGCACAAAUCCUGAGAGGAAGAAGGAAAGUCCAGCUGAUGCAAGAAAGGAGGCCGUGAGGAAGGUUUUUGAGGAGGAGGGGGAUGAAGACGAACCUCUCAAGCUGAGGCGGACUCCUCCUUACACCAAACCCGUACCAAACAAAGCAACGAGCAGCUCUUCAGACGAGAGUGAUUCCAGUAAUGACAAGGUGGUUGAAGCCACGGAACCAACAGUUGACGAGGUGCUUAGGGGUAAGCCGAUGGGGAGAUCAGUGAGGACGAGACACACGAAACCUUCACCGGUUGGUGGAGGUGAUGAGAAGGGGCCGGUGAACAAAGAAAACGUGGCACAAGGUCGAAGGAUCUUGAGAUUCUUUGAUGGUGGCCGCGGCCAUAGAGGCGAAGAAGAGAAGACAAUGGAUAAGCUUCUAAGACACUACAGUAGGAAAAAGGGGUCAAAACUGCCUCCAACAGAUUCAAGCAAAGAGAAGAACCUAAGGAGUCAAGAUGGCCCAACCAGAGCAUCCUCUCUUCGUGUCGAACCAACGGGCCCCACGGAGGCUGAUCCGAGGAAGCAUUCUCGUGCUGCUUCGUUCCAUCCCGACCUACUGAAUGCCAAUGCUCAUGUGCACCCGAAGCUGCCGGACUAUGAUGAAUUUGUGGCUCGACUCGCGGCUUUUAGAGGGAAAUGAGUCCUUAAAAACAUAGUGUGGGAAGCAUCAUUCAUUUCAUUCUUUAUGCUUUGAAGAUUAAGGUGUUGGUGAUCAUCUCUUCACCUUAUGAUAUAUGUCUCAUCAGUUGGAAGUAGUAUCAGUGUAAAUCCAUACAUCAUUGCUAGGUUGCAUUGUGAUUUCUGAAUCAUAUUCAUAUUCUUUAUGAAUAUUUGAAGCUAUUAUAACAUAUUAACAUGUUGACACCUGA
Molecule: messenger RNA, 1899 nt
Organism: Salvia miltiorrhiza (redroot sage)
Lineage: Eukaryota; Viridiplantae; Streptophyta; Magnoliopsida; Lamiales; Lamiaceae
Exons: 6
Coding region: 384-1670 (428 amino acids)
Biological process (GO): protein transport
Source: RefSeq, a predicted model, not a curated record